AAGAUCUUCAAAGAAAAGAUAUAUCGCACAUUUUCUUUCACUUUGAAAAAAAACUUCCCCACCGUCAGUCACUUUCUAUCCUUCAUUUACAAAUUCUAAAAUUUCUCCCCUGCAGUUCAGUUACUGCGUGGACGGUUGAAAAUCAGUGACCAAAUGCCAGAGAUUCAGUUGGGUUCUCACACAAUAAAAUCUCAUGGAGCCAAAGUUGCCAGGGUUCAUAUGCACGACUGGCUGAUUCUUUUGCUUCUUGUGGUGAUAGAUGUCGUUUUGAAUGUUAUAGAACCAUUUCACCGUUUUGUUGGAAGGGAUAUGAUGACAGACCUGUCAUACCCACUGAAAGACAAUACUGUUCCAUUUUGGGCUGUUCCAAUUGUUGGGAUAUUGCUGCCUUUUGUCAUCAUUAGCGUCUAUUACUUUAUCAGAAGGGAUGUCUAUGACCUGCACCAUGCUAUUCUAGGCCUUCUAUUUUCUGUGCUUAUUACUGCAGUCAUAACCGAUGCAAUUAAAGAUGGUGUCGGUCGUCCUAGACCUGACUUCUUUUGGCGUUGUUUCCCAAAUGGCAAGGGGGUGUUUGAUAAUGUCACAACAGAUGUCAUUUGUACCGGAGAUAAGAGUGUCAUUAAAGAAGGACACAAGAGUUUUCCUAGCGGCCAUACUUCUUGGUCCUUUGCGGGCCUCGGUUUUCUAUCAUGGUACUUAUCUGGGAAAAUCAGAGUUUUUGAUCGUAGAGGCCAUGUUGCAAAACUCUGUAUUGUGAUUUUACCAUUGCUUGUUGCAGCUCUUAUUGGUAUUUCUCGAGUUGAUGACUACUGGCAUCACUGGCAAGAUGUUUUUGCUGGGGGUCUUAUAGGACUGACAGUUGCUUCGUUUUGUUACUUGCAAUUCUUCCCACCCCCAUAUGAUAUUGAUGGCUGGGGACCUCAUGCAUAUUUUCAGAUGUUGGCAGAAUCUCGGAAUGGCGCUCAGUCUUCCAACGACAUCAAUUCUCUUAAUGUGCAGCAAUCGGAGCUUCAGAGUGUAUAUAUUGAAUCUCAACAUCGUACUAUCAUUACCCGGGACACGAGCCCCAUUCUGGACGAAACACACUGAGAGGAGACUGAUUUCAUGCUUUUGAACAUAGAAGAGAGAGAAAGCUGGGGUACUACAUGUCCAUACCAAGUAAACUCCGUAGAAUAUGUUCUUUUACAGUAGCAGACAUCCCUAUUUGAUAUGUCUACUCGUUCACCCCUGACCUUGAACAGACUCUUUUUUAGUGAGAUUCAUUCAUUCAAUUCAAGGGUUUGGCUGUUUAUAUUUUAUACUUAUAACAAUAGUUUUAUAUUACUUGUGUGUCUUUUUGUAUAUAUUCUCUGUUAUUAAUAUGAGAUUUAUCCUCUUUGCAUUAGAUUC
Molecule: messenger RNA, 1389 nt
Organism: Jatropha curcas
Lineage: Eukaryota; Viridiplantae; Streptophyta; Magnoliopsida; Malpighiales; Euphorbiaceae
Source: RefSeq, a predicted model, not a curated record